AUGGAGGCGAAGAAGGAUGCUUCCUCCAGCCCCGCCUGCUACAGGAGCACCGUCAUCGCCUUCCUCCUCUUCUUCCUCCUCAUCGGGGUGUUUGUAGGCCUGUUCAUUGGCUACAUGGUGCAGGAGCAGCAUUACUUCAUGGAGACAGUGGAGCUGAAGGGUCUGAAGUACAACCAGUCUCUGCAGGACGAGAACUCUGCGUUCUCCAUCGUUCUGACCUCAGUCUUAAAGUCAAAGAUUAGAAAUGUCUUCUCUGCCUCGUCCAUAUCAAAUCACUACGUUGAUUGGAGUAUUGUUGCCUAUGGUAACAUUAACGAGGACGUGAUGGCGACCUUCCGGCUGGCCUUCAGGGUCUCCAAAGUUCAGCAGUACUCCGACGGCUUUGUCCAGGACCUGCUGAGAGCUGGCCUGGGAUCAGUGAUGCACGGCCAACCUCUGGAGGUGCCGGGGUUCGGAGAGAUCCACUCUAUCAUCUUACUGGGAGCCAGUGGGAAGUCGUUCUAUUCGAUUGGAGAUGAGAUGAAUGCCAGGUGUCCUGACAACACGUUCGCCUGUGAUAAUGGAGAGUGUGUCACCAAGUUAAAUCCAGAGUGUGACUUCACCCCCGACUGUGACGACGCAUCUGAUGAAGUCCGAUGUGCCUGUGGUACUCGUCCGGCGAUGGGCAGUCGGGUGGUGGGGGGGGAGGACGCCCGGCACGGGGAGCUGCCCUGGCAGGUGAGUCUGCGGCUGCACGGACGCCACACCUGUGGAGCCUCCAUCAUCAGCGAGCGCUGGCUGGUCAGCGCCGCCCACUGCUUCGAGAGGGACGACGACCCCUCAGAGUGGACGGCCCUCGUCGGAGCGCGACUCGUGAACGGAGAAGAGUCCGAGUCCAAGAUCAUCAACAUCAAGUCUCUGGUGGUGUCUCCGAACUACAACCUGAUGACCACGGACAGCGACGUGACGGUGCUGGAGCUGGAGACCCCCCUCACCUUCAGCUCCUACGUGCAGCCCGUCUGUCUGCCCUCCCUGUCUCACGUGUUCUCCCCCGGGCAGAGCUGCAUGGUGUCCGGCUGGGGGGCCCUGCACAUGUACACCCUGGAGGCUCCUCCCGUGCUGCAGAAGGCGGUGGUGAAGAUCAUCGACUCCAAAGUGUGCAAUAAGUCUGCGGUGUACAGAGGAGCAGUGUCUCAGAACAUGAUGUGCGCCGGCUUCCUGCAGGGCAAGGUGGACUCCUGUCAGGGUGACUCUGGGGGGCCUCUGGUGUGUGAGGGGGCCCCGGGGCGGUUCUUCCUGGCUGGGGUGGUGAGUUGGGGAGUGGGCUGUGCUCUGAUCAACCGGCCGGGGGUCUACUCUCGCAUCACAAAGCUCCGCAACUGGAUCCUGAGCCACACCGACCCCAGCCUGGUGCCUGACUUCCCUCAGUCUGUUCCCACUGUACCAGUGACUGUGACUGAGGGGGGCUUUAAUCAUCCAGCGGUACCCCGGACUGCCGCUGUGGAAGUGACCCCUGCACCAACACUCAAUGUCAUGAACUGCAGUGGAAACUUCCAGUGCAGCGCCACCGCCUGCAUCGGCAAGGUCAACGCGGAGUGUGACGGCGUCUCAGACUGCGCUAACGAGGCGGACGAGAGAAACUGUGACUGCGGCCUACGUCCUGCGUUGGGCUCCCAAAGGAUUGUGGGAGGAGUGACAGCUCGUAGGGGGGAGUGGCCGUGGAUCGGCAGCCUGCAGUACAAGAGACUGCACCGCUGUGGCGCCACUCUCAUUCACAACAAAUGGUUAAUCACUGCGGCACACUGCUUCAAAAGUGACGCCAGCCCCUCUAACUGGGCCGUGAGUCUGGGGUCUGUGCUGCGCUCGGGGAUCGGAGCGCUGGUGAUCCCCAUCCAGAGGGUCGUCAUCCACCCGGCCUUCAACGGCUCCACCAUGGACCACGACGUGGCUCUGUUGGAGCUGGUGGUCCCAGCCCCCAUGUCCUACACCAUCCAGUCCGCCUGCCUCCCCUCCCCCGUGCAUCGCUUCCCCAAAGAGGCAGAGUGCUACGUCACAGGCUGGGGGUCCAUGAGGGAGGGAGGCUCGUUGACCAACAUGCUGCAGAAGGCUGCAGUGAGCAUCAUCGAGCAGGCAGACUGCAAACAGUCGUACAGAGACGCUCUGACUCCUAACAUGAUGUGUGCCGGAUACAUGGAGGGAGGAAGGGACACAUGCUGGGGAGACUCUGGAGGCCCUCUGACCUGCCGGGAGCCGUCCGGUCGCUGGUUUGUUGCCGGAAUCACCAGCUGGGGACAUGGCUGUGGUCGAAUUGGUUUCCCGGGGGUUUACACUCGUACGACGUCGGUCCGGAAAUGGAUUUCUACAUACCUGCCUUUCUGAAGAAGGCGAAAAAAAAGGUGCUGAAAAUAUGACACGGAUACAGAGGAUUUUCCUACAAUAUCUCCUUAA
Messenger RNA from Trematomus bernacchii (emerald rockcod), 2427 nucleotides. It is a transcript of the gene tmprss9, whose product is annotated as transmembrane serine protease 9. The transcript is spliced from 15 exons. The record is from RefSeq and is a predicted model, not a curated record. Gene Ontology annotation, molecular function: serine-type endopeptidase activity; protein binding. Lineage: Eukaryota; Metazoa; Chordata; Actinopteri; Perciformes; Nototheniidae. The coding region runs from base 1 to 2358 and encodes 785 amino acids. Gene Ontology annotation, biological process: proteolysis.